ACUGAUCCACAUUAUCAUUUCCUUUGCUCCUAAUUAGCACCAGCCAUAACCGCUCAAUGUUCAACAUGACUAUACAACUCCUGGCUUCCUUCCUCUUCUUCUUUUGUCUCCCCGUCAUUUUCUUUAUCCUAGCGAAAGCUUCUUCUGGUGCUACUGCUAACACCAAGAAGAACAGCCACAAGAAGGUCGUCCCGAAAUCAUACCCUCUAAUUGGUUCCUAUUUAGAUGUCGUGGCAAACUCUGACCGUCGUAUCCAGUGGCUCUCCGAUAUUGUCCUCAUAUCUCCAGCUAACACAUACAUCCUCCGCCGCUUCCUGGGCCAGCGGAACGUCAUUACCGCCAAUCCCGCCGUCGUACAACACAUUCUCAAGAGCCGUUUCCCAGUUUAUCAAAAAGGCCAUGCCUUUCGCGAAACGCUGAAAGACUUUCUGGGCAACGGAAUCUUCAACACGGACGGCGACAACUGGAAAUUCCAAAGGCAAGUCGCGAGCCAUGAAUUCAACACCAGGUCUCUGCGUAAAUUCGUCGAGAACGUAGUGGAGACCGAGCUCAACGAUCGCCUCAUUCCCAUUCUCACCAUGGCGGCGGCCCAAAAACAAGUCCUUGAUUUACAAGACAUCCUCCAACGAUUCGCAUUCGAUAACAUUUGCAAAAUCGCUUUCGGGUUCGAUCCGGAGUACCUGACGCAGUCAUUGGGUCCGAGCAAGUUCGCCAAAGCUUUCGACGAUGCCACCGAGAUCAGCAGCAGAAGGUCCAGCAGUUACGCGCUUCCCUUAAUCUGGAAAAUACAGAAGCAUCUCAACAUUGGAUCCGAAAGAAGACUUCGAGAGGCAGUUUCCGAAGUGCGUGAAUUCGCUAAGAACAUAAUUAGAGAGAAGAAACGAGAGCUUGCCAAGGGGGCUUCCCUUGAAUCUGCCGAUAUGUUGUCACGGUUCUUGAGUUCGGGGCAUUCGGACGAGGAAUUCGUUGCGGAUAUAGUCAUUAGCUUCAUACUGGCCGGCAAGGACACCACUUCUGCUGCUCUAACAUGGUUUUUCUGGCUCCUUUCGAAGAACCCAGAAGUGGAGAAGAAGAUUGUGAAUGAAGCAAGAGAAAAGUCGGAGUCCCCUUUGUACGAUGAAGUGAAAGAUAUGAUAUACACACACGCAGCAUUAAGCGAGAGCAUGAGGUUAUACCCGCCAGUGCCGAUGGACGCAAAAGAAGUAAUGGCCGACGACGUUUUGCCGGACGGAACUAUGGUAAGGAAAGGGAUGAUGGUGACGUAUCACGUGUACGCCAUGGGAAGAAUGGAGAAGCUGUGGGGCGACGACUGGGCAGAAUAUAAGCCGGAGAGAUGGUUAGAGAGAGAAGGAAACGGUGAUGCGGAGACAUGGAGGUACGUGGCGAGAGAUUCGUACAGCUAUCCAGUGUUUCAGGCGGGACCAAGAAUAUGCUUGGGGAAGGAAAUGGCGUACCUGCAGAUGAAGAAGGUGGUGGGUGCGAUUGUGACGAGAUUUAGGGUGGUCCCGGCAAUGGCGCAGGAGGUGGAACCACAGUUCGUUUCCUUCUUGACCUCCAAGAUGAAGGGCGGCUUUCCGGUUAAGAUUCAUGCUUUGGCUUAAACAUCAUAUAAACCAGAAUAUGUAUCUCUGCAAGUUCGCAUUAAGAACUUUACUUCUCAAUAAGCUAGUUGGGCAAUGAUCAGAUUUAUUGCUGUACUUCCUAAUACACUAGUUAUCCAAAUUUGGCUUGGUUUGUUGUGCUCUUCUAUUCGCUGAGCUCGAGAGCGUUAUCACUCCGACAGUCCGGCCACGUCGCAAACAGCAGGUUAAAAAAAGUAUGUUUCUAUCCAUAGAGAAAAACCACGUACGUUGAAAGAUUGAAGAAGAGACCCUGAAAAGACUAUGCUUCUUCGGACAUUUAAUCAACAAAGACUUGAAUCUAA
This is a messenger RNA of Neltuma alba, 1924 nucleotides long. Its product is annotated as cytochrome P450 94A1-like. Gene Ontology annotation, molecular function: monooxygenase activity; iron ion binding; heme binding. Bases 57 to 1601 code for a protein of 514 amino acids. The record is from RefSeq and is a predicted model, not a curated record. Lineage: Eukaryota; Viridiplantae; Streptophyta; Magnoliopsida; Fabales; Fabaceae. The transcript has a single exon.